AUGUCAUCCGAGAACGCUCCUACCUCCUCGAUCUCACUCUUGCCACCCAUAAAGCACGACGCGUCACUGACGCAGCAGCCUUUGCAGCAGCCUUCGUCUGAUGACCAUGACGCCGGGCCAACCCUGUUCACCAAUCUACUUCUGAACCGUAAACAAGUCUACGGUGACCGCUCAGCUACUCCACUUGAUACUGAAUUAGCCUUGUGUAGCCUACAGGACAGGAGCACGCGAAACGGCAACUCGCCCCUACCUUCAGUAGAGACGGACGCUAAGCCGUAUAUCCCACCAGAAGACUUGGACGUGGACUUACUCCUGAACGAGCUGCUAUCAAUGGCCCCGGUAGGCAAAACAACAAAGAAGCGAGGUCGACGAAGUAGACAAUCAGCAGCGCUAAAGCAGAAAACCCCGAGCCCCAGAGCUAGGGAAAGUGCUACGCGGACGAGUUCCAGGAUCAACGCCGCGAAGAGGCGGAAGACUGGGCAAAACAGCAGUCGCAAGCUCGACACGCAAGAGCCAUUACUGGGUGAGAGUAACGAGACGCUGGCCAGGGCGGACAAUUCAGAGGAACCCACGAUCAUUGAAAUUUCUGAUGGGGAGGAUGAAGAGCCCAAGCCCAAGCCUCGACGUACUCUUGUGGCUCGAUUGGGACAAUCAUCUUCGAAGGCAUGUGGUCAUACACAAGAAUUGCAGCGGCUGCGAGAAGAAAUCGCAGCUGCGAAGAGGGAAAUUGUGGCAGCCAACGCUACCGCCGAAGCUGCGAGAGCUGAGACAGAAGCCACGCGUACACUGUUGCAUACGAAGGACGAACAAAUCAAGGUUUCGGAGAAGCGCAUUGAUGAUCAAGCGACUAGCCUCGGAAGCCUACAGUCGACAGUCGAAACACUGCAAACUGGCCUGAGGGAAGUCACGAGAGAAAGGGACCAGUUCCAGGCUCAAUCCGAGGAGCAUAAGCGUCUUGUCGUUGACCAUGACCUCGCUAUUGCCGAGCUGAAGGACACUCAGAGCAGGUUCCAAGCACUUGAACGAAAAUCCAACGUCGUCGAGAAAGAACACGCCGAAGUUGUCCACAGCCUUAGUGAGAGACUCUUUAGCACCGAAGCUGUACAGUCGCCCCAAAGCUCCCAAGGCAACCUCCCCUCCUCAUUCGCAUCCAAGAUCCGACAGCGCACCAGGCCUGCCACUCCGCCUGCCACGCCCACUUUUUCUAAUCCCCUUGGCUCCUCUAUCGCCCCAUCGGCCUCACCUUUUCGCUCGACAGCCUCUGUUGACGAACAAAAGACCGAAGGUGUGCGCAGGAUGUAUGUCAAGAUUAAGCGGAAACACGAUAACUUGCACUCUGUGCUGAUCAAUCUGGAGACUUGUACGAGGAGCAUGAAUUUGAGUAGCUUUGGAGAGUUUGGACGAAUCAUGAAACAGGUUAGGGCGGCAUUGGAGGAGGAUGGGCGGGAGCAGUAG
This is a messenger RNA of Plenodomus lingam JN3, 1455 nucleotides long. RefSeq lists its product as uncharacterized. The record is from RefSeq and is a predicted model, not a curated record. Lineage: Eukaryota; Fungi; Ascomycota; Dothideomycetes; Pleosporales; Leptosphaeriaceae.